This is a messenger RNA of Aureococcus anophagefferens, 1224 nucleotides long. RefSeq lists its product as hypothetical. Gene Ontology annotation, cellular component: Golgi membrane. The transcript is spliced from 2 exons. Gene Ontology annotation, biological process: pyrimidine nucleotide-sugar transmembrane transport. The coding region runs from base 169 to 1179 and encodes 336 amino acids. Gene Ontology annotation, molecular function: pyrimidine nucleotide-sugar transmembrane transporter activity. The record is from RefSeq and is a predicted model, not a curated record. NCBI's taxonomy places the organism in Eukaryota, Pelagophyceae, Pelagomonadales, Pelagomonadaceae.
GCCAACGUCGACGUGCGCUGCGCCGCCGUCGCCUCGCGGCUGCCCCACCGCCGCUCCGAGCCAGCACGACGCGACAGGAUUAGGCACGCGACGCUGAAGCACCGCACUCGGCACGCCGGCUUCCCGAAGGUCGACGACGAGGUCGAGACGCCGAAGCAGAAGCGCGGCAUGAAGGACAAGCCCGACGACGCGUCGGCGAGCGGCUACAUGAGCCCGACGAACAUGGGCUUCAUCUGCGCGGCGCUGUUCUUCAACACCAUGUCGGCGCCCAUGGUGAAGCUGACGCAGAACGCCGAGGGCGGGUACGACUACAACAAGUGGUGCGUCUACUUCUUCAGCGAGUUCAUCAAGCUCGGCGCCGCCGUCGCCUGGUGCGUCCGGGGCUACGCGAACAACGACGCGCAGCUCAUCCGGCACCUCGAGUUCGACUGGAAGGACUUUGGCCAGUACGCGGUGCCGGGCUUCGUCUUCUUCGCGCAGAACAACCUGGGCUUCCUCGCGCUCCAGCACAUGAACUCGUCGGCGUUCCAGCUGCUCAUGAACACGCGCAUCGUGAGCGUCGCGGUCAUGUCCGUCGUCGUCCUGAAGAAGCCCAUGCACGCGCUCGAGUGGUGCUCGAUCGUGCUCCUCAUGGUCGGCGCCAUGCAGUACCAGCUGAGCGGCUGCGACGACUCGGGCUACCGCAUCGACGUCGAGGGGCUGUCCGUCAUGGCCGUCAUCGUCUUCUGCGCGGCCGCGGGCAACGUCUACACGCAGAGGGUCAUGCAGCGGAAGAUGGACCAGCCGCUCAUGGUCCAGAACGCCAUGCUCUACGUCUGGGGCGUGCUCUUCAACGGCGUCAACUGGUUCGCGUCCGUCGUGCCGCGCCCGGAGCACCACGGCCCGCCCGUGCCGCUCUUCGGCGCGAUCGGCGCCGUGGAGGUGCUCUCCAUGGUCUUCUACGCCGUCUACGGCCUGUCCAUCUCCAUCAUCCUCAAGCGCUUCGGCGCCAUCACGCGCACCUUCAUCAACACCGUCGCCAUCUGCUGCACGGCCAUGAUCGACGUCGCCUUCUUCGGCGCGACGGUCACGGUCAUGGAGCUGACGACCUUCGCCAUCAUCUUCAUCGCCGUCUUUUGCCACUCGGCGCUCUCGAAGAACUACGUCCCGCCCGGCCAGAAGGACGACCUGAACCCCUAGCCCGCCGCGCGUCCGCGUCUCGUUUUGUAACUUUUUUAAGCUUCC